GCUGUUCGCCACCUGGGUGGUGGACUACUCCAGCCCCACCUCCGUGCCCAGGUGGUGCAGUCUUACUUUGAAGAAGCUAGUCAUCUUCAAGAAGCUGGCCAAGGACCUCAAGUUUGUGGUGAUUUCCCUGAAGAUGCAGGACUGCAAGGGCAUCCUUAGGUCCCAAGAGAUUGUGCUGCCCUCCAGGGGACCAGUGCAGACCGACCUGGCGCUGACCUUCUCCCUGCAGUACUCCCACUUCCUCAAGGGAGAAGGCAACAAGCUACAGGUCAUGCUGGAGCAGAGGAAGCUCUAUAAGAACAGGGCCGUCCUGGAGUACAAGACACUGGCCAAGGGCACCAUCCACAUGGCUGAGGUCAUGCAGCGAAACCCCAAGUGUGGCCAGAUGCUGAGCCUCUACAGCAGUGUCAAGGAGUCGUCCACCAAGGUGGCCGAAAUCUGGAUCUCCUCCCUGUGCAGUCAGCCCAUCGAACCCGAGGACGGUGUCAGGCAGGCCAGCCCGAAGGCCAAGUCUGCAGGUAACCACACCGAGGGGCAGGAUGAGAGCUCCUUUUCUGAGCGGGAAGCCAGCUGCAGUAGAAAGCACAGACAGGACCUGCACAAGGUUGACUUUGAGAAGGAGAAGCCAAAGAAGCAGCGGCGAUCAUUACGAGGAAACUUGAAGCGAAAAGUCCUGGCGCUGACCAUGACCGGGCAACAGACCUACCAUGAGAAAGUCCUGUUAUGGCUGCACACAGUCCAAGUGUCGGAGGAGGUCCUGGACCCUGAGCAGGACCCUGGCGAGCAUGUCCUGGAGGUGGAGGAAGACCUGGACCUCCUGUAUGACAUGCUGGAGAACCCCAGUGACAGUGGCCCCGACAUUGAGGAUGAUGACAGCGUCCUCAGCACCCCCACACCUAAGCUCAGGCCAUACUUCGAAAGCCUGUCUUGCGUGCCAGACAUGAAGGACAAUCACAGCGUCCUCAGCAGCCCCAACCCCAAACUGAGGCCAUGCAUCGAGGGCCUGUCAGACUCCAGCUUGCAGAUGGAGAUGCGGGGCCUCCACAGCACCAGGAUCCGAAAGGAGCCUCUGAGUCUGGCCCACCUGCCUGGGAACACGUGUGUCCCGGGAGGCAAGCAGCCAAGCCACAGUGACUCCAAAUUUGUGGCCUACAGCACACCCACCACUAAGUGCCGCCCACAGGCACUGGAGGACAGUCGGGAGGCAGAGUCCUCUGCCCGGCGUUGGUUCACCAGGAAGCUGCCAUCCAUAGUGCGCUUCACCAAAUCUCUAGUCAUCCCCUCCAGCAGGUCCAAGAGGAAGCAGGCUGGCCACCGAGGCUGUAACACAUCCCUGAAUGAGUGGUUCAACAGAUGGGACAACGAGGACCCAGAACCACAGAGCCAGCGGCAGAUCCCUAGGAAGCCUGUGUGUGACCAGCUAAACAACAUCCUCAUUUCCCACGACAAGCUGCCUGAGAACAUCAUCCUGGUCAACACCUCAGACUGGCAGGGCCAGUUACUUUCGGACAUCCUGCAGGGGCACACGCUGCCCAUGGUGUGCACUUGCUCCACAGAUGACGUCCAGGAGGCCUUCAGCAUCAUCAUCUCCUGGAUGCAGAGAUACUGCACCUGCACUUCCCAGGCCCUGACGCCUGUGAAGAUCGCGGUGGCAGGAGCACAGCCCUACUUCAGCGCUGUGCUGGGGGUCUUCGUGGAACAGCUGUCCCACCAGCCACCCAAAUGGCUGGACUACAUGCGCUUCCUGGUCAUCCCGCUGGGUUCCCACCCCUUGGCCAGAUACCUGGGCUCCAUGGAUUGCCGCUACGACAACUUCUUCCAGGACCUGUACUGGUCGGACAUGUUCAACAACCUGGAUUCUCUGAACAUCUUGCAGGACACACAGGACGUUGUGUCGAGAAUCACAGAGUAUGUCGUGGGGGCCAAUUGUGUCUACCUGCUGCCCAUCGCAGAGGCCACGCUCAUGUCUAAGCAACAGCGCCCUGACGAGAAGUCCUCCAAGAGGCUCAUUCCCUUUGUGGGGGCAGUGAUGGUUGGAAGAGUGGAACCAUCUUCAGCCAUGUCAGGAGACUCAGAUGAUGCGGCCCCCUCAUCCAACACCCUCUUCCCCCCGUCAAUGAGUGGGGGCCUGUCCUCCCCCAGCCAGAGUGUCCAUGCAGAGAUGAUGGAGCUGCAGGUGCAUUACUGGACGGCAGCCCAGCCAAUAGACACGAAGAGAGUAGCGGAGAAGAAAGACCUGCCUACCGCCAAGAACACACUCAAGUGCUUCUUCCAGUCUGUCCAGGUCAGCAGGCUACCCAGCAGUGAUGAGGCCACAGCAACACCCGCCAUGUGCAUGACAGUGGUCACCAAGGAGAAGAAGAAGAAAAAGGCGCCCAAGAAAACCAAGGACGAAGAUGUUGAGUCCAAAAGCCAGUGCAUCAAUGGCAUCAGUCGCCUGGUUUGCAAGGCCAAGCACCAGCAGAACAUGCUGCCGGUCAUCAUUGACGAUGUGGAGUGGAACGACGUGACAUUCCUCCAGCUGGCAGCCCAGUGGUCGUCCCACGUCAAGCACUUCCCCAUCUGCAUCUUCGAACACUCCAAUUCCACCUUCUAGCCCUGCCCCUCCCCCUGCCCUUCACCCUGCCUUGGCCAAGCCCAGAAGGACCCAGCUGCUUUUCUGUGAACAGUUCAGUUUACUACAGACACAGACCCUGGAAACCCAAAAAGAAACCGUUUGGGGUUCGAAUGCACUCACAGCCUGGAACUUAAGGGGGUUGCCCCUCACUGGGAGCUCCUCACUGGAGGGCAGUGUUGAGCUGGAGAAUCAUGGGCGAUGUGUUUUGGCCUCAGGAUGCCCAAUAUUCCCAGCGAGAAGGUUCUGGCCUUGAAGACCUGCCCUUCCUGGAAGCCAGGACUCUGCUUCCCUGGAAGCCAGCUCCAGCCUGUAUGCAGCCUCAGAGCUGGGUGGCAAGAGGUCAAGGGCUGGCCUCUGAUUGUGGGCAUCUGAGCCUUACCACUUGGAGGUCAGUCAGCCCAACCUUAGGAUCCAGCUGCCAGCCAGCCAACUGGCCCCAGCACCACAUACUCGGGGUUCCCAAUGAACUGCAGCCUCACAGGGAGAGAAAAAGGCCUGUAUGGUGCACAUCGCCCUGGCACACUGGCUAGACAAAGUGGUCGAAUUCCUGAACAGUGAACCCAUCUUUGUUCCUGUCUGAUACUACAGAACAUUGCUACCACCCAACAGCUGUGGGACCAAUUAUUUACCAGGUCACUGCACUCUCUGAGUGUUUGUUCCUCUGAACCCUCGGUGAACCCCGGAGCCAGCUCAUAGGGCAAUUGUAGGGACUGGCUGGGUCCUCCUGGUAAGUUUUCCUGGGUGCCUAGACAGUGGAGAGGUCUGCUGGAGGGGCUGUGAUUGAGCCAAUUGGCCAUUUUCUCUUCCUCUUGAGGAAGCCUCUGCCAAAUUUGUGAUUCUCUUUGGGGCCUUGGGCUAAGCUCUUUUCUCAUUUCAUCAAGAGAUUGGAGAUCCCAUUAGGGGUCGCUGUCCCAGGUGAAUCCAGAUCAGAGAUGCCAGGGGUGAGCAUUGGGGUCCCAGGGUGACCCAGCUAUCUGAGAUGGGGCUGGUUUGGGCUCAUUCAUUCAGCAAAUAUAUUAGAAGCCCAGCCAUGUACAGACACAUCUCUAGGCACUUAGCAUAAUCCAUCGCACAGAGCAGACCCCAAGUCUGCACUCCAGAGUUUCUUUCUAGUCGGGAGCGAUUCAGUCACACUAGGCUUCACAGGCUCGUAGUGUCCACAGGACUGCCGAUGUGAUGUCCUCCUGGCCUCCUCUCCCUAUGGCUGCAUCUUCCCGUAUUGUGAAGAGGAAGGUGAACCUCUGUUCCAGCAGAAAACAGCUGUCAGUUAGGAGUGCUUUCUGCCAGCCCCUCCUGAGUGACCAGGCGCGUCUCUGCCAGGACUUCCAGGUUGAAGGUGGACAAGGAGGCCAUCUCCUGCAUCCUGGGCAUCUGGCUGGACCGGUACCUCCAGAAUUUCCCAGCCUGAUGAUGCUGUUGGCCUCCAUAGAGCUCAACUUUCCAGUCCCUGACCUGCCAAACCAGGCCCAGUGGCUCCAUUCACGGUGGAGCACUUGAGCCCACUGAAGCCGAGAAAGGAGGAGGCGGCGGCCUCCGGGGGUGGUGUGGGUGAGUGUGCCUUUGGAAGGCACACAAAAGGCAGUGAGGGUGGUAACAUGUCCUCCUCUUGGAUCUGCAGAACCAGCUCCAGAGCAACAUCAGGAAAACCCUCGAGAGGCAACGCCACCCUAGUGACCUUUCCAGAGCCAGAGCCGGACCCAGGGCCAGCUUUCACUGAACUUCAAGAGGCAGAAGAACCACCUGCAGCAUCUCACCCAACUCCUGCGAAGCCAGAUCCCGGGCCACAGCACGUGUCAGCUGCCAUGGCAGAGAGAGCACCCCCACCCCCACCCCCAUUUAGAUGCAGUGUUAAAUGUUUUUUGUUCAUGUUAUAUAUAUUUAUAAUUGUACUGUAGUUUUUAUGAUAUUUAAUAACAUAGAGUGUAUUGUAGAAAACAUUUAAUGAAAUACUCACAAAUAUAACCUUAAUUUAGAUUCUAUAAAAUUUAACCCUAUUAACCCUCAGAACUUUGAGCAAGUCUGUUUUUCUGGACCCUGA
Molecule: messenger RNA, 4655 nt
Organism: Eptesicus fuscus (big brown bat)
Lineage: Eukaryota; Metazoa; Chordata; Mammalia; Chiroptera; Vespertilionidae
Product: phosphofurin acidic cluster sorting protein 2-like
Exons: 7
Coding region: 134-2596 (820 amino acids)
Biological process (GO): protein localization to plasma membrane
Molecular function (GO): transmembrane transporter binding
Source: RefSeq, a predicted model, not a curated record